AGUAGUAGUAGAGAUUUAUAUAACAGAGAAAGAGAGAGAAAGAUAAGUAGGAAGCCUCAGUAGCCAACCUCGGAUCCAAAACCAAAGCCAAAAACACACACACACACACUUUAGUCCAUAGUACUGAAAUGAAGGUUGAAAAGCUCUUCUGAUCAUUUCUUUAUCGAAUAUAGACCGUUAGAUCUCUCUUCUUCUUCGCCAAUGGGAGCCCGUUGCUCCAAGUUCUCUCUCUGUUGGUUCCACUCCCACCUUAAACCCUCCGUCCUCGAAUCCUCCGAUCUCGAAAAUGGGGGCAAAAGUGAGAAAAAAUCAUGGCCGAGUUUCAGCGAGUUCAGCUACGAGCAACUGAAAGCUGCCACGUGUGGAUUCUCGCCCGAUAACAUAGUCUCGGAGCACGGUCUCAAAGCUCCUAACGUUGUUUACAAAGGAAAGCUUGAUAACGGCAUUUGGAUCGCCGUUAAGCGCUUCAACAAGUUGGCCUGGCCCGAUUCUCGUCAAUUCCUCGAGGAAGCGAGAACAGUGGGGAGUUUGAGAAGUGACAAACUAGCGAAUCUGAUUGGAUGUUGUUAUGAAGCUGAGGAGAGGUUGCUCGUAGCCGAGUUUUUGCCCAAUGAGACUCUGGCCAAACAUCUCUUUCACUGGGAGGCCCAGCCCAUGAGAUGGGCAAUGAGGCUGAGGGUGGCGCUGUAUUUGGCAGAAGCUCUGGAGUAUUGCAGCAGUAAAGGACGGGGAUUGUAUCAUGAUCUCAAUGCUUACAGGGUCUUAUUUGAUCAGGAUGGCAAUCCCAGGCUCUCUUGCUUUGGCCUAAUGAAGAAUAGCAGAGACGGCAAGAGUUACAGUACCAACUUGGCUUUCACCCCUCCAGAGUACUUGAGGACUGGUAGAGUGACUGCAGAAAGUGUAGUUUAUAGCUUUGGGACCAUGCUGCUAGAUCUUCUGAGUGGCAAACAUAUUCCACCGAGUCAUGCGCUCGACCUAAUCCGUGGCAAGAAUUUUCUAAUGCUGAUGGAUUCUGCUUUGGAGGGUCAUUUCUCUAAUGAUGAUGGGACUGAGUUGGUGCGGUUAGCUUCCCGUUGUUUGCAGUUUGAAGCUCGUGAGAGGCCAAAUGCGAAGUCCCUUGUCACUGCUCUCAUGUCACUUCAGAAAGAAACAGAGCAGGUUCCAUCGUAUGUUUUAAUGGGUAUCCCACAUGAAACUGCAUCCUCCACGACAUUGACACCUUUGGGUGAAGCUUGCUUGAAAAUGGAUCUUACUGCCAUACAUGAAAUAUUGGAGAAGAAAGGAUACAAAGAUGAUGAGGGGAUAGCUAAUGAGCUUUCUUUUCAACUGUGGACCAGUCAAAUGCAGGAGACCUUGAAUUGUAAGACACAUGGAGAUACUGCUUUUCGAGCCAAGGACUUUGCAACUGCCAUUGCUCGCUAUACAAAAUUCUUAGAUGGCGGGACCAUGGAAUCACCCACUGUGUAUGCUAGGCGCUGUUUAUCAUACUUGAUGAGUGAGAUGCCGCAAGAAGCUCUGGGGGAUGCUAUGCAAGCUCAGGUGGUGUCUCCUGAGUGGCCCACUGCUUUGUACCUUCAAGCAGCUUGCCUCUUCAAGCUUGGGAUGGAUAACGAUGCACAAGAAACACUCAAAGAUGGCACAAACUUGGAAGCCAAAAGGAACAAAAAAUAAAUAGUGUAUAGAAUUUUUUUAAAGAAAAAAAUAUUUUAGGGGGGGGGGGGGGGUUCUUUUCUUUCUUUUUUCUAUGUAGUUAUGCUUAGUCUUUUGUAUGAUUGUAUCUAUCCUUCAUUUGCUGUCUUUUGCCAUUUUCAGCUUAAAGCUGCAAUAUAGGAUUCUUGGAAAAUUUACAGUUGGUUUA
Molecule: messenger RNA, 1858 nt
Organism: Quercus robur (English oak)
Lineage: Eukaryota; Viridiplantae; Streptophyta; Magnoliopsida; Fagales; Fagaceae
Product: serine/threonine-protein kinase BSK6-like
Exons: 10
Coding region: 202-1671 (489 amino acids)
Biological process (GO): brassinosteroid mediated signaling pathway; protein phosphorylation
Molecular function (GO): protein binding; ATP binding; protein kinase activity
Source: RefSeq, a predicted model, not a curated record